Messenger RNA from Paramecium sonneborni, 654 nucleotides. The record is from the annotation of a GenBank genome assembly. Lineage: Eukaryota; Ciliophora; Oligohymenophorea; Peniculida; Parameciidae.
AUGAAAAGAAAAGAAUGCUUAUUUGAGAGAUAGCAACAUAAACUCAUAAAUAACUGGAUAAAUUGUGGUCGAAUAGUUAGCUUAUAAGAGGGAGAUGAAUCAUGUUUAUUUUUUGUGAAUUCAAUAAUGAAAAAAGGAGAUGUUUUAAUUGAUGAUUCAAAUUUUCCUUAUAUGGAGUUAAAAACACUUUACUCAAAAGCUGUUUUCCACAAGGAGAACUAUUAGAUUUACACAAAAGAGAUUUUCAUCAAUCAAAUAUUAUUGAUGAUUAAGCAGAUUAUUAUCAGAUAGGAGAAGAUGUUUAGUAAAGUUAGGAUAUUCAUUCAUAUGCUAUUAUAAAAUUGAAUUAAUAAGCUGAUAAAACAGUAAAGUAAGUUCUUGAUUUGAAAACAAGUAUAACAAUUUUGUAUAUGCGUUAUAGUGUAGUUUUAAUUGGAGAAGGAAAGUUAUGCAAAAUAGGCAGAUGAAUUUAGAUGAAGCUAAAUAGAUAUUAAAGAAUGCUGAAAUAGAAUAGAAGAAGAAAAAUGGUAAGACCACACAUUUGGUAGAAAAUAAAAAUUAUUAAUAUUUAUACAAUGAAAUAAUAACAAAUUUAAAUGAGGGAAGCAAAAAGGAAUCAAAGAAAAUAGAGUAAAAAAUAAAAUAAGAAUGAUU